AUGGCAGCUGAACAUCUAGGAAAAGAGGCAUUAGAAAGCUGGAUAAAGGCAGCGAAUAUUGGUUGUGCAGACGCCAUGUAUAAUAUUGCUCUGUGCUAUUCGAAUGGAACGUUCGUGAAGAAAAAUUUAUCAAAUGCGAUAUUGCUGUGGAAGAGGGCAUCGAAAUUAGGUCAUGCGUUAUCGUUGUACCAACUAGCCGUAUGUUAUAUCCGAGGUAUCGGUACUGAGAAGGAUCGAGAGUAUGGUAUCAGUUUAAUGAAGCAAUCAGCUGAUAUGGGAUGUUCAAGAGCCGAGUACUUUAUGGCAAUUAAACUGUUGAGAGAUGGUGAACGCAGUUCAUCAAUUGAAUAUCUCGAAAAUGCGAUCAAACAUCAACAGUUCCGUAGUCUUAUCGAGAGAUGGCUCAACAAUAAAUCACUUCCUCAUGAUAUUCGUAAUAUUGUCAGUAAUUCACUUGAUAAGUAUAACAGCAAACACCAGAUUUAA
Molecule: messenger RNA, 486 nt
Organism: Anisakis simplex (herring worm)
Lineage: Eukaryota; Metazoa; Nematoda; Chromadorea; Rhabditida; Anisakidae
Source: the annotation of a GenBank genome assembly